UGCAUCGAUUGAUACCUACUAGCACUGCAAUUGAGACAAUGAUGUAUGAUGACUUUUCUCUGAAAACCAAUUCACCUUCACCUACAACAUCAAUAACAAACGACGUUGAAGAAAAAGACGAUAAUGGAACUCAAUCUUUCUCACAACAAGAAGAACUAUCAGGAGAAGUGUGUUUAGAAGGAUCUAGUGGAACUACCCCAUCUGGAAAGGAUGCAAAUAACAAUAACAAGCUCAUGUCAUGGAUUAAAUUAUCAUCAAAGAAGGAGAAUAAUCAAAAUCAACAGCAGCAACAGGAUGCGCAAAAAACAAUAUCAUCAACAGGAUGUGCAACUACCGAUGAAGGUGCACGUUUACUUGAUUCGACCAAGCUGUAAUAUUAAUGAACAUCAUCAACAAUCUAAUCUACCUAUCACAAUGACUUCGUCAUCUUCAUCUUUGACAACCAAUACAAAAACUACGAACAGCACAAACAACAAAAAAUCAGCUUCUGCAUCCAUGUUACUAACAACAGCCACUCAACAAAAACUUUUGGAAAAAGAAAGUGCUGCCAAUAAGAACAAGAUACCAACCAGUGUGUUGCCUUGGAGAACAAAAUGGAAACCAUCCCCUGAAGACAAAAAAAAUUGGAAUCGGUUCCUAUCUACAAAUUCAGAGGAAAUGUCAAAAUCAAUGCAAUUCUCAUUUAAUGAUCUGAAACUCCGUGGAUUUGCAGGUCAUACAUCAUCCAUCAGAUCUCUCACAGUCAAUGAACCGGAUAAGAUAUUUGCAUCUGGGUCAAAGGAUCGUACGGUGAAACUAUGGUCAUUGAAUAUACAUGAAGGCAUCGAAAAUUGGGAAACGGAUCCUUAUUCUGAAAGCUUGGUGACUUACACUGGACAUCGACGUGGAGCUAUCCAUGAUAUUCACUUUUUAUCAGCACAUAAUGGUCAAAGUGAUCUGAUUGCAAGUUGCGAUGGACAUGUUCAUCUAUGGAAUCCGGAAACUGGGAAAACCAUUCAUCAAUUUAGUACAGGUCGAUCUUCUAUUAUCUCUCUCAAACCAUUUUCUCAAUCUCGCAGUUUGAUUGGCGCAACUGUGGAAGGUUAUUUGACUUUCUUAGAUACUCAUAAUCAUUGUCUGUUGCAUACAUGGAAAUCAAGUGCAUCUAUAACAACUGGUACCAUCCGAGCCAUUGUUACGAAUGAAGCGGAAACAUGGAUUGCUGUGGGAUAUUCAACUGGGAUUAUUGCACUGUUGGAAACAAGGACUGGUUCGUUGAUUGCCAAUUGGAAAGGUGGGGAUACUGAAGUGACUUUGCUCAAGUUUUAUGCGAAUGACUUGUUGGUAACUUGUGCUCCAGCAGAUCAUCUCAUUUGCUGUUGGAAUGUCAAUCGAUUAGCACUUGUGAAAACAAUACCUACCGUAUUGGAUGUUAUAUCAUUGGAUACUUUCAAAGAUGAAGUUCUGACCAUCAAUGGAAAUAACUCUGUUUCCUUUAUACCUAUCAAUGAUGAUAGUCAGUCCUAUUCUUCUAAAUUCAAGUCAUCCAUCAUGAAAUCUCAAGUCAGUGCCUUUACAACAGUAGCUGCCGAUCAACUUUUAUUAUUUGGAUGUAGUGAAGGUGAAAUAUUCUUGUAUGCAUAGAUCUUCUUCUCCCUUCUUCUGGAUCUUCAUCAUCAGAUAGAAUCAAUACCUUCCCCCAUUUGUAUGAAAUAAAAAUUAAUUUUUGUUAUCAAAAUGUUUA
Halteromyces radiatus is the source of this 1723-nucleotide messenger RNA. RefSeq names its product WD40-repeat-containing domain protein. Gene Ontology annotation, molecular function: protein binding. The transcript is spliced from 11 exons. The record is from RefSeq and is a predicted model, not a curated record. The coding region runs from base 211 to 1623 and encodes 470 amino acids. Lineage: Eukaryota; Fungi; Mucoromycota; Mucoromycetes; Mucorales; Cunninghamellaceae.